GGUGUAGCGCCUACUUGAACGGCCUGCUUUCCCUUUUUUAUUCUUUUGUGUGUCGGCCUUUUUUGUAUCUGUGCGUGUGCGCGCGAGUGUGAGUGUGUUGGGCAGGCCUCGUUCCCCUCGCUCCCUGCGUUCGCAUGCUCGGUCCAAAGAAGGCAGUCCAAUCAGCACCAACAUCCACUUUUCAAGAUGGCCGGCAUGGCGGUGAGGAUGGUUUAUAAGACCCAGUCGUGCGGUUCGUCAUUUCAAAGCGUUGUAGUGGCUGCUUCGCGACGAUCUGCAUCACUUCAACGUCUCACUGCACCUGCGUCGUCUGUAACGCCAGUCCGCUUUUGCAAAGCUCGAUUGCGUUCAUCGAGGUGACAUGACUGCUGUCACAUGCCUAGUGACUGUGGGUGCCAAUGGGGCUCGGAGGAAGAUGCGGCUUACAGAGGAGCCCAAUUUGCGUGCUCUCAAGGCAUCUGCCAGUGUUUGCAGUCUUCUGGCUGCAGAGAUCAACUUUGAUACCGACAGAUUUCAGAUUUUUGACAAAGACUUCAAUGAUUUUGUGGAUUUGUUGGACGAGGAUCCUAUCCCUGAUAUGGCUGUUGUGCGAGUUGUCAAGCCAGUACAUGAGGCAGAAGUAUGCAUUGAAGAGGAGCCGAGUUUAUAUGGUCCAGAGAAUUCAGCAAGCAGCCUUGAUAGAAGUUUCAACAUCGCUUCAAGCCAAGAGGACGAUGAUGGGAUGGCUUUUGCUCUCCCAGACCUUCAUUUCCUCAAUGGUGUAGUGAAGGAGAACAUACCAAUAACAUCAUACAUCACAACAAGGAUUGUUGACUCCUUAUUUCAAGAAAUGAUUGCACACACAAUGUAUCCGUCGCACAAGUUUUACCAGGGCGCUGCAUCCAUGUUAGUGUGCCGCUACCCAGAGCUUGCUGACCCGUGUGGCAGUGGACAUGCUUCUUGGGUUGUGAUGCUGCGGCAAAAGUUCAAAAAUGAACGACGGAAGCUGGCCACGGAUAGAGUGGUAAUUAACCGACAGAAGUAUGGCACUGCAGCAAAGCGGCCAAGAACAUCCAAUGGUGCUGCUCCCGAAGUAUUGCAGCGUGGAAAAGUGGGACCCGUUUUGUCACAACGUUUGGUGCCCAGUGGUGAAGACAGCUGCAGUCUUGCGCACCAUGAAGCCUGGCUGGUUGCCGAAUGUAAAAAGGCAAACCCUGACAGGCCGCAAAUGCUCUCCAGGCUGCAACUGACACACUCUGCGAGGGUUAAGGAACUGUGCCGGAUGUCACCUGUGGUAGCCAUGGAGAAGUAUCCGUACCUGGCGGACAUAGAAUGGUUCCUUGAAGACUUCAACAUCCUUAUAAAGAAGGAUGGCGCAAAAAGUGUUGAAAGCGGCUUCGAGAAGACGCAGUGCCUCGCUUUGAGAGGAGUAUUGGGGGCCAAAAAGAAAGACAUAACGCGUGUUAUUGAGGCCCACACUUCAAGUGGUUCAGCAAGGCGCAGGAAGCAUAUACGGGCUGUGCGAAUCCUGCAGCUCCUAUCCAAAAUUUUAAACGAGCCCAAGGCAGUCGACACAAUGUUUGUGCAUAUGGAUGAAGACAAGCCAUGUACACCCUGCGUUGUGUACUGCGGCAAUACCCUUGAAGCUGCUGAUGAGCUCUUCUUGUUUGCCGAGAAGAGGCAGCUGGCUAGAGUCAUCGAUGCACAGGAGGGCACCACUGCCAUGAUGGCUGCCUAUUGGGCUUUUGACUUCAGUUACGCCAAGCAAGCAUAUAAUAUAUCCUGUGUGUUAGAGCACCUCUUUCUAAAUGUGAAUGUAUCACUCCCAAAAUGUGUUGCAAGAAGGUUUAUUUCAGCUCAUAAAGCGGAAUACGAGAAGUAAGGUACAAAUAAAUUAGCUGUUCGUAC
Molecule: messenger RNA, 1887 nt
Organism: Dermacentor albipictus
Lineage: Eukaryota; Metazoa; Arthropoda; Arachnida; Ixodida; Ixodidae
Source: RefSeq, a predicted model, not a curated record